Messenger RNA from Propithecus coquereli (Coquerel's sifaka), 4756 nucleotides. It is a transcript of the gene TBC1D4, whose product is annotated as TBC1 domain family, member 4. The coding region runs from base 140 to 3847 and encodes 1235 amino acids. The transcript has 19 exons. The record is from RefSeq and is a predicted model, not a curated record. Lineage: Eukaryota; Metazoa; Chordata; Mammalia; Primates; Indriidae.
GAGUUCGGGGUCGCGCCGCUCCGAGCGGGCGCGGGUGCCCGCUGCCGCACUUGGCACAGUUUCGGCGCGCCUUCAGCGCGGGAGUUGGGGGCGCGGUGCGCCUGGCCGGCCUCCCCGGUGCCCUCGUGAGGCGUGAGUUAUGGAGCCGCCUAGCUGCAUUCAGGAUGAGCCGUUCCCGCACCCCCUGGAGCCCGAGCCGGGCGCUGGGAAGCCGGGCGACAAGCGGUUCCGGCUGUGGUACGUGGGGGGGUCGUGCCUGGACCGCAGGACCACGCUGCCCAUGCUGCCCUGGCUUAUGGCUGAGAUCCGCCGGCGCAGCCAGAAGCCCGAGGCGGGAGGCUGCGGGGCGCAGGCGGCCCGCGAGGUGAUCCUGGUGCUCAGCGCGCCCUUCCUGCGCUGCGUCCCCGCGCCGGGCGCUGGGGCCUCGGGGGGCACCAGCCCCGCGGCCGCGCAGCCCAACCCGGCAGUGUUCAUCUUCGAGCACAAGGCGCAGCACAUCUCGCGCUUCAUCCACAACAGCCACGACCUCACCUACUUUGCCUACCUGAUCAAGGCGCAGCCAGACGACCCCGAGUCGCAGAUGGCCUGCCACGUUUUCCGCGCCACAGACCCCAACCAGGUUCCUGAUGUUAUCAGCAGCAUAAGGCAGGUAUCUAAAGCGGCCAUGAAAGAGGAUGCCAAACCUAGCAAAGACAAUGAGGACGCCUUUUACAACUCUCAGAAGUUCGAAGUCUUGUACUGCGGAAAGGUGACAGUGAUCCACAAGAAGGCCCCGUCCAGCCUCAUCGAUGACUGCAUCGAAAAGUUCAGCCUGCACGAACAGCAGCGCCUGAAGAUCCAGGGUGAGCAGCGCAGCGCGGACCCCAGCGAGGACCUGGCCGUCUUGGAGGCGUCGGCGCCUGGGUCCCCCGGAGAGUGCCUGCCCGAGGAGGUGGACGGCGCCGCCAGCACCCACCCUGGCUUCCCUGCCGUGGCCAGCCAGCCUGCCCCGUCCAGCUCUCGGGUGUGCUUCCCUGAGCGGAUUUUGGAAGAUUCUGGCUUCGAUGAACAGCAGGAGUUUCGGUCCCGGUGCAGCAGUGUCACCGGAGUGCAAAGGAAAGUUCCCGAGAGUAGCCAAAAACCACAGCCGCGAAGGAGACACGCGAGCGCUCCCAGUCACGUGCAGCCGUCGGACUCGGGGAAGAACAGAACAAUGCUCUUCCAGGUACCAGCCCGCAGGGUGCUGCCCGGGGUUCAGCGGAAAGUGCCAGACAAGCAGCUGGGCGUCUGCCUCCUGCAAGGUAUAAAGCAUGUGGAUCACUUUGGCUUUAUCUGUCGGGAGUCUCCAGAGCCGGGGCUGAGCCAGUAUAUUUGUUAUGUGUUCCAGUGCGCCAGUGAAUCUCUGGUGGAUGAGGUAAUGCUGACUCUGAAACAGGCUUUCAGUACCGCCGCUGCCCUGCAGAGCGCCAAGACCCAGAUCAAGCUGUGUGAGGCCUGCCCUAUGCACUCUUUGCAUAAGCUCUGUGAAAGGAUUGAAGGUCUCUACCCACCGAGAGCUAAGCUGGUAAUACAGAGGCAUCUCUCAUCCCUGACAGAUAAUGAGCAAGCUGACAUCUUUGAGAGAGUUCAGAAAUUGAAGCCAGUCAGUGACCAGGAAGAAAAUGAACUUGUGAUUUUACAGCUGAGGCAGCUGUGUGAGGCCAAGCAGAAGACACACGUGCACAUCGGGGAAGGCCCAUUGACUAUUUCAAAUAGUACAGUCCCAGAAAAUGCUACAAGCAGUGGAAGGUUCAAACUGGACAUUCUGAAAAAUAAAGCUAAGAGAUCCUUAACUAGCUCCCUGGAAAAUAUCUUCUCAAGGGGAGCUAACAGAAUGAGAGGUCGGCUUGGAAGUAUGGACAGCUUUGAACGAUCCAACAGUCUUGCUUCAGAGAAGGACUACUCACCGGGGGACUCUCCACCAGGGACACCACCAGCGUCCCCACUGUCUUCAGCUUGGCAAACAUUCCCUGAAGAGGAUUCCGACUCCCCGCAGUUUCGAAGACGGGCACACACGUUCAGCCACCCACCUUCGAGUACAAAGAGAAAGCUGCAUUUACAGGACGGGAGGGCUCACGGCGUGCGCUCCCCCCUGCUGAGGCAGAGCUCCAUCGAACAGUGCAGCAUUCUUCCUUCAGCUCGACGCAUGCACAAGGAGAGUAAUUCUUCCUCCAGUCUUCCAAGUCUUCACACUUCCUCCUCUGCCCCUUCCUUCACUGCCCCCUCUUUCCUGAAAAGCUUUUACCAGAAUUCAGGUAGACUCUCCCCACAAUAUGAAAAUGAAAUCAGACAGGACACUACUUCAGAAUCAAGUGAUGGAGAAGGGAGAAAAAGGACAUCAUCUACCUGCAGCAAUGAGUCCUUAAACGCUGGAGGAAACUCUGUCACUCCUCGCCGAAUCUCCUGGCGACAGCGCAUUUUCCUCAGGGUUGCAUCUCCCAUGAACAAAUCUCCCUCCGCAAUGCAGCAGCAAGAUGGACUGGACAGGAAUGAGCUGCUGCCACUGUCCCCUCUUGCUCCAACCAUGGAGGAGGAACCGCUGGUUAUAUUCCUGGCUGGUGACGAUGACCCAGAAAAGAUGGAAGAAAAAAAGAAAUCAAAGGAACUGAGGAGUUUGUGGAGAAAAGCUAUCCACCAACAAAUCUUGUUGCUUCGAAUGGAAAAAGAAAACCAGAAACUUGAAGGAGUUCCCAAAAGUCGUCGAGGAGAAAUCUGGCAAUUCCUAGCUUUGCAGUACCGCCUAAGACACCGAUUGCCUAAUAAACAGCAGCCGCCUGACAUAUCCUAUAAAGAACUUUUGAAGCAGCUCACUGCUCAGCAGCAUGCUAUUCUUGUGGACUUAGGAAGGACAUUUCCUACUCACCCUUACUUUUCAGUUCAGCUUGGGGCAGGGCAGCUGUCACUCUUUAAUCUCCUGAAAGCCUAUUCUCUGCUGGACAAAGAAGUGGGUUACUGCCAGGGGAUCAGCUUUGUGGCUGGAGUCCUGCUUCUGCACAUGAGUGAAGAGCAAGCCUUUGAAAUGCUGAAAUUCCUCAUGUAUGACCUCGGCUUCCGCAAGCAGUAUAGACCUGACAUGAUGUCGCUGCAGAUUCAGAUGUACCAGCUGUCCAGGCUCCUUCAUGACUAUCACAGAGAUCUCUACAAUCAUCUUGAAGAAAAUGAAAUCAGCCCCAGUCUCUAUGCUGCCCCUUGGUUCCUCACAUUGUUUGCCUCUCAGUUUUCACUAGGAUUCGUAGCCAGAGUUUUUGAUAUUAUUUUUCUUCAGGGAACUGAAGUUAUCUUUAAGGUUGCACUCAGCCUACUGAGCAGCCAAGAGGCCCUUAUAAUGGAAUGUGAAAACUUUGAGAAUAUCGUCGAAUUUCUUAAAAGCACGCUACCUGAUAUGAAUACCUCUGAAAUGGAAAAAAUUAUUACCCAGGUUUUUGAGAUGGAUAUUUCUAAGCAGUUACAUGCCUAUGAGGUGGAAUAUCACGUGCUGCAGGAUGAGCUGCAGGAAUCAUCCUAUGUCUGUGAGGAUAGUGAGCCCAUAGAAAAGCUGGAGAGGGCCAAUAGCCAACUGAAAAGACAAAACAUGGACCUCCUAGAAAAAUUACAGGUGGCUCAUGCUAAAAUCCAGGCCUUGGAAUCAAACCUGGAAAACCUUUUGACCAGAGAGACCAAAAUGAAGUCUUUAAUCCGGACUCUAGAACAAGAAAAAAUGGCUUAUCAAAAGACCGUGGAGCAAAUCCGGAAGCUGCUGCCAGCCGAUGCUCUAGCCAAUUGUGAAGUGCUCCUGAGAGACCUAAACUGCAACCCUAACAACAAAGCCAAGUCAGGAAAUAAGCCAUAAUUUAAGAGGUGCGGUCUCCGCAGAAAGUGCUCCUUAGAAUACCACAGAAAGGAAGAGCUGCAUGCUGCCGGCCCAGAGCUGGACCCUGACGCUAAUGGAACCACCCCCUACUGGUGCUGAGCCCCUAGUCACAGCAGGUGGACCCCACUGUCAUCAGAGCAUGCCAGUCCUAAGCCAUUGUACAUAUGUAGACUGGUUUUUGUUGUUGUUGCCAUGUACAUAUAUAUAAAAUGAACGCAGAGAGUUCAUGCUUUCAGAGCAAAAUGGGUAGAUGUAUAUUUAGAGCAAUUUUUUUAGUCAAAACUUCAUGAAAUCCACACCAAAGGGAAGUUAAAGUGGAAUUCCCCUUCGACACAUGUGAAAUCUUUUUGUCUUUAGAGUGAAACAAAGCUAGAGCAUCUUUGUAUAUUGACAUAUACUUGAAAAAAAUGAAUGUAUUUUUUUCUCCAAAGAACGGCAUGUUUCACUUAAUGGUGGAAAGGUGGAAACAUUUAUGUAACUUUAUGUGUAUCUGUCUUAAAAUCUACUAACAUUGUCUAUAUGAGUAAAAUGACUGAUUGCUAGUAAUGCUCCUAUGGGUUUUUCAUGGAGGUAGGGGCCUCUCUCCCUGCCUGCUUUGUGCCAACUAGCAUGUUGCAUCUACAUGCAUUUUGAGUCUGAUUAGGCGUCACUUUGGACAUGCGUAAGGAGAGAGCAGGGCAUUGUGGCUGAGCCUGCCCAGCUCAAGGUAAAGGAGAAUGUUGCUAAUUUUCUAGCAAAUUAGACCAGCAUUGUUACUCAAACUAAAAAUAUCAUGCCUGAAAAUUUUAAUUUAGGACCUAAAUUGUCUAGAUUAGCUUUCUAUGUUUUUAUUUAAAUGACUCCUACAGUUGUCAGCAGACUCCCCUUUACUUGGUGCCAUAGUCAUGA